AUGGGACGCUUGAUAUACGGCAACGACCCGGAGCUUGAAUGGGUAGUCCAAAAAUACGGCGGCACCAGCAUAGGAAAGUAUGCCUUUCGGAUUGCGCAAGAUAUAAUAAGGGAAACGCUGCGACGGAAUCGGGUUGCAGUGGUGUGCUCGGCACGGAGCACAACGUCCAAAGUGGCGGGCACCACGACUCGAUUAAUAGAUAUUUUCAACGCAUUCGAGGCAGCAAGGGUUCGCGGUGUACAGCACAGCGAUAGCCUGGCAGCACUGCGAACCAGCCUUGACGUUAUUAUACAGGAGCACAUUGCAGCUACGGCACCCUCACUUGAAAGUGAAGACUCUCGAGACAGACUCGCUGAGAGUUUGUCAUUGCAAGGUCAAGUCACAGUCUCGGCUGUUGCGGAAGCCUUGACUUUAUCCGACUAUGACUACGACUUGGUUCAGGACCGGCUAAUCAGCCUGGGAGAAAAGCUCAGCUGUCUAUCAUUGCUUGCCAUUCUACAAGACCUAACUCGCAGCACUGACCGAGUCUUGCACCAGGGUGUUGAAGCAGAAUAUGUCGAUUUAUCCACCAUUCUCCCACGACGAGGUCCUUUAGCCGUGCGAGCCGGCGACGCAGCCUACGCAGAGCUGUCCACCGUCAUCGCCGCCCGUCUACUAGCCUGCGGCCCGCGCGUGCCCGUCAUCACCGGCUUCUUCGGGCACAACCCCGGCGGCGGCGGCGGCGGCAUGCUCGCGUCCGAGAUUGGGCGAGGCUAUACCGACCUCUGCGCGGCCCUCUGCGCCGUCGGCCUCGGCGCCGCCGAGCUGCAGAUUUGGAAAGAAGUCGACGGCAUCAUGACGGCCGACCCUUCGCGCGUGGCCCGCGCGCAGCUCAUCCCGCGCAUGUCCCUCGCGGAAGCGGCGGCCCUCACCCAGCACGGCUCCGAAGUGGUGCACGCGCUGGCGAUUCGGCACUUGGCGGCGGCGGCGGCGCCGACGGCCAUUACGCUGAGCAUCAGAAACGUCAAGCGUCCGUUGGCGCUAGGCACGAUUGUGAGGCGCGCAGACGACGACGACGACGACAAGUGCGAGUCGUCGUACACUGAUUCCGACACGGACUGCGCGUCUCUCAAGUUUGCUGCCACGUUUUGCCGAGCAAUCACUGCAAAGGAUGAUGCUUGCAUUUUGCAUCACGUCUCAAUUGUCGCCGUCCUCUUCUGUCAAGAGACCAAGUCGGUUCUCUCUGUCGUCUGCGAAAAGAAUACUGCUGGGACAGAACAAAGUGGCCACCUCGCAGACUGCCAGCAUCAUUACUUUGAUAUGCAAUCGCGCCGAUGGUACUUUUCCAUUGGCGAGCCGGGUGCUUGCGAUUUUGAAAGCUGCGAGUAUAGAGUCUACUCUACUGCCGCUCGAGGGGGGAGGUAG
Molecule: messenger RNA, 1404 nt
Organism: Beauveria bassiana ARSEF 2860
Lineage: Eukaryota; Fungi; Ascomycota; Sordariomycetes; Hypocreales; Cordycipitaceae
Product: aspartokinase-like protein
Exons: 7
Coding region: 1-1404 (467 amino acids)
Biological process (GO): amino acid biosynthetic process
Molecular function (GO): aspartate kinase activity
Source: RefSeq, a predicted model, not a curated record